Molecule: messenger RNA, 1730 nt
Organism: Pecten maximus
Lineage: Eukaryota; Metazoa; Mollusca; Bivalvia; Pectinida; Pectinidae
Exons: 7
Coding region: 148-912 (254 amino acids)
Biological process (GO): interstrand cross-link repair
Cellular component (GO): Fanconi anaemia nuclear complex
Source: RefSeq, a predicted model, not a curated record
GACUGUUUUUAAACAGAGUUAUGCGAAUGCACCCGAAUACGGGAGAUUUCAAAACAAACGCGCUAAAGUUUAUGGUAAAGCGACUCGAGUGGCUGGGGAACAAGCCAGGAACAGCAUGGCCUUGGACAAACUGAGGUAGACGUAGCGAUGGACACGUUGAUGAAGAAUGUGUACACAUUUGCUGACAUAGUGCGCCAGGCUGGAGGAGAUGCUGUUACUCACUGGAACGACAAAUCUAUACAGAAUGCCUUUAACUGGGCAGACUACUGCCAAAGAGUAUACCGUGAGACAGAAGGACGACCAUACCAGGCCGAGUUAGACAGACACAUCAAGACAUUGUCCCUGUAUAUGUCCAGUCCUUGUUGUCUAGACUUGAGCCUUGAUGCCUUACAGCAUGCUGAAAUACUUCUCAUACAGACCCUGGUAGAAAAUCCCUUGUUGCCAACAAGACUACUGAAGGAUGUUGUUGACAUUUGUGUUAAGAGUGAGGUUAAGCUGGACUCAUUUACUAAGGUGUGCAGUGAGAGUUGUGAAAACAGGACUAUUGUUCACACGUUUGAGGAAAUACUUGACCAGCUUGGAGUUUCCACAGAGGAAUGUAGACUGGAAAGCCAGGCCGAGACGUUGCUGGCCAUUCUUACAUCACAUUACCAAUAUUCAAACAACAGGGAGAGAUACCAGCAGUUUGUGUCACGUGUUUUGAAGCAUCUUACCAAAGACAGAGAAGGCUGGAAAAUCUUAAGACAUUUAUCAUACAUGGGGAAAGAUGACACAUCUCAGAAGGAAAGAAAAAAUAAGGAAAAGAAGGAGAGAUACCACUCUCCCUCAUCUGAGGAUGAUCAGACUAAACGUCCGUCCCUUGAGGACGUCCAGAAAAUGGUGUUCUUGUGGAUAGAAGGAAAUAAGGAUUGACUUCCACAUUGACAGGAUGUUGUGUGUUGAGGCAAAUUUUAAGUAUAGUUUAUUUAAUGUUUAAACAUCAAACUUUAAGUAGAGGUAAAUGGUAUUUGUGCACAAAUUUUAAUUGUUGAUAAUAGUUGCAGAAUGUUCACUCUUUGUGCCCAGCUAGUUGUUGUCAAGAAAUUUUCUUAUCAGAAACUUAUGAUAUACAGUAAACCUUUUGUCAUUUCCAACACAAUUUACUAAGUAUUGAUAACCUGUUCUAAUUAUGUGAAAUUAUUCUUCAGAAAUAAGCUUGAGUUCAAACUAUCUCGGUUGAUAUCAGCAAAAAUCCUGACAAAGUAUCCUAAAUAGAGUCGGUUAUAAACCAUCAGUUUAAACCAACACUAGCGAGAAAAUUAUCGUUUUAUUAUACAAAAUUACAAACGUGUUCAAAUUAUCUGCCAAUUCGAACUGACCGGAGGUUUAUCGAACAGAAGUUUGAAGUGAAAGAACUUAUAUUUUUGGUAGAAAUUAUGUACAGACUAGAAUUUCUCAGUUAAUUUUAUUCAGCCUUUUUUGGCAGUUUCUUUUAUUCACAAAAAUAUUGCAAAAUAUAGUUUCAUGAAAUAGAUGUACACUUGUAGUCCCCUUCACUGUUCAGUUGAAGACACUGAUUUGUCUAUAUGAAUUACUUAUAAAUUCACAAAUUGAAUUGAAGGUUCUUUACAGGAAUGGCCAUACUGUGAUACCAGACUUGAAAUUUAUAGUUAUGCUUAAAAGAUUGUUGAUUUGUUUUGUUAUUGUGCCUUGAUUGAUAAAUAAAGUUAAGUUUUUCGUUAACAUUUUAA